Trichoderma citrinoviride is the source of this 222-nucleotide messenger RNA. RefSeq lists its product as hypothetical. The record is from RefSeq and is a predicted model, not a curated record. NCBI's taxonomy places the organism in Eukaryota, Fungi, Ascomycota, Sordariomycetes, Hypocreales, Hypocreaceae. Bases 1 to 222 code for a protein of 73 amino acids. The transcript is spliced from 3 exons.
AUGCCUCUCCGACUCUCAACAAAGAAGGGCUCUGCUGUCGCCGCCAAGCCCGAAGCAAUGUCGUCCGAAGUCACAUUGGUCGAAGCCUCAAAUACACCCGACAACAAGAAAAGCACAGCUGGACCAUCCAAGCGCACAAAAAUGUCGUGGAAGGAGGCGCAAGAACUUUGUAAAAAGGAGCGGAACUGGGAAGCUCGAGCGCGUCUCUAUAGUGUGCUCUGA